UCGGGAACUACUCGCGUUGGACGUCUGGAUGACGAUGCUCCCGCUGAUAUUCGAUUGAGCGGUGAAAAUAUUCUUCCGCAGCACUGUUAUUUCGAAAACAAAGAUGGCGUAGUCACGUUGCAUCCUACAAACGGCAGCUUAACUAUGGUAAAUGGAAUAAGGAUUAACAAACCGAAGAAAUUAAGAUCCGGUUUCCGCGUUAUUCUGGGCGACUUUCAUAUAUUCCGAUUUAAUAAUCCAGACGAAGUAAGACGAGAACGCGCCAAGACGAAAUUAAGCAUUAGUUUGCCAUACAAUAGUGAGGAUAUACCGAGAGCGGAUAUACCGAGAGCGGACACACCGAGAGCGGACACACCGAGAGCGGAUCCACCUACGUCCACUGCUUCGCAUAUGUCUGAGGCGGUAAUCGACUGGAACUAUGCCAAGAAGGAAACAGCAUUAAAUUACAUGACUCUUGGACCUGAAGUAGUUGGAAAUUUACCCGAUGAAGACUUACAGAGACUUGCAGAAGACAUCAAGAAAAUUCAAGUUGGUCGAAGAG
Molecule: messenger RNA, 541 nt
Organism: Paraglomus occultum
Lineage: Eukaryota; Fungi; Glomeromycota; Glomeromycetes; Paraglomerales; Paraglomeraceae
Source: the annotation of a GenBank genome assembly